This is a messenger RNA of Poecilia latipinna (sailfin molly), 5784 nucleotides long. It is a transcript of the gene lama4, whose product is annotated as laminin, alpha 4. Bases 16 to 5568 code for a protein of 1850 amino acids. Gene Ontology annotation, biological process: regulation of cell migration; regulation of cell adhesion; cell adhesion. NCBI's taxonomy places the organism in Eukaryota, Metazoa, Chordata, Actinopteri, Cyprinodontiformes, Poeciliidae. Gene Ontology annotation, molecular function: signaling receptor binding. The record is from RefSeq and is a predicted model, not a curated record. The transcript is spliced from 39 exons.
AUAAAACCAUGAGCAAUGUUGAUUGAGUGGGUAAAUUUAUUUUUUUUUCAGUGUCCAAGAGGUUCCUUUGUCAGUCAACAAAACACCUGUCUGCCAUGCAACUGCAAGGGCCACGCCGACUACUGUGAAGACAUCACUGGCAUCUGUAUUAACUGUAAGGAUCACAGCACAGGGGAUUUUUGUGAAAUGUGUGAAGACGGCUAUAUCCUGAGCUCCAGACAGGACAGGCUCCAUGCCUGCGUCCCCUGCUCCUGCCCCCUCUCUGCCCCCUCCAAUAACUUCGCUGUGUACUGCAAAAAAGGGAUUAGCACUCUGCAGUGCAAGUGCAAAGAGGGCUACGCUGGAAAUCACUGUGAGAGGUGUGCCCCAGGUUACUAUGGCAACCCAAUGCUGAUUGGUUCAUCUUGUAAGAGGUGCGACUGCAACGGCAACACAGACCCUAACCUGAUCUUCAAUGAGUGCCACAAUGUGACGGGCCGCUGCCAGCACUGCUGGGGAAACACAGCUGGCGCCAGCUGCGAGCGCUGUGCCCCCGGUUUCUAUGGCGAUGCCAUCAGUGCCAAGAACUGCAGAGAGUGCGAGUGUGACAAAUGCGGCACCUCGUCAUGUGACGACAGGACAGGAGUGUGUCACUGCAAGCCCGGAGUCAAAGGUCGCCUCUGUGACCAGUGUGAGGAGGGUUACUUUGGCUUCUCCAGCUGUCAGGGCUGCAGGAGGUGUGAAUGUGGGCCAGCUUCCCUUCGCACAACGUGCCACCCGCUCACCCACAGCUGUCCCUGCCGCCCAGGGGCCGGAGGCCGCUACUGCGAGCGCUGCCUCACAGGAUACUGGGAUUACAGUCCGUCCGGCUGCCAGAAGUGUGACUGUGAGAGCGGCCACUGCAACAUGCACACAGGAGAAUGCCUGUCGGAGGCCACGGUCAACCUCUGCUACAACGACUGUGAUGAUUGCAUCUGGCAGCUCAUCAAAGACCUAACGUCGUCCAAUAAGACGCUGGACCAGCUGAAGGUCGGAGUGCUGAACAUCUCCACGGGGGCUGCUGCCAACGACAGGCUCAAGUACUACAACUACACCGCUCACCUCCUGCAGAGGCAGUUUGAAGGCUGGAGGAAUAAUUUGUCUGUAAUGAGAGGAAGGACUGGUGAGCUAGAAGAGGCUGCAGACGCUGUGGUGGUGGACAUCAACUCACUCGGAGAGUCGGAGGACCAGAUGAACAAACGGGGGGUUCAGUUGGAAACCGAGACGGUGGGCAUGUUGGCUGUGGCUGAGCAGCUCAGCACCAACCUCACAGAUCUCAACAAACGCAUCGAAGAUAUGAUCCACGACUGGGAACUGUACAACGUCCAGCAGGAGAUGGAUCCAGAGACCGUCGGGCAUAACACAGAGGUCGCACAGGAAAUGGUGUCAUGGAUGAGACAGCUCGACUGGUCACCACGGGAACCCAUCGCCACGGACGAAACAACCAAAGCUCACGACUUGCUGACGCGCGUCCGUCAGUUGGAGAAGAAGCUGAUGAUCUCACAGGGCCGAGUCCCGUCCGUCCAGGAGAUCCUGUCCCGUUUCUCCUCCAGACUCUCUGAGGCCCGGGACUUUCUGCUGAGCGCAGCCGACACCGUGCAGGAAGCAGAGGACAAGAACAGAGCCAACCUCCUCAAAUUCCAGAGGAAAGAGACAAAACAGCAGAGACUGACAGAGGACCAGCUGGCCAUCAAUGGCACACUGGAGACCAGCAGAACCUUCAUCUCUGACGCUGAGAGGACUGUGGCUGAGGUGGACGCUAUAGCACAGAAUGUGACAGAGUACUACGCCGAGAUCGACGGUGCCAGCCAGGAGCUGACUGAGAAGACAGAGCGUCUGUCCAAGGUGGACAGAGACCUGGUCCAGAAGGCCGAUGACCACGCUGUGCAGCUAGAGAGGCUGGCCUAUGAGCUGGAGGAGGAUCUGAAAGAAGGCGAUGCCAAUGGUUUCGUUCAGAGAGCAAUAAGUGCUGCCAACGUCUACAACAACAUAGUGAAAUACAUCGACGAUGCCAACAUCACUUCCCUCACUACGCUCAACUUAUCUCAGAGAGCAGAAGACGCCAUUGAUGCGAUUAAAACCCAGCUUGGACAUCUGGUGACGGAGAGUGAAAAUGCCUUCCGGCAAUCUGUUACACUGAGAUCAGAACAGCAUGAUGUAGAUACACAAGUGGCUGACAGUGUGCUAUACAUCGAGGAGACCCAGAGGACCAUGGAAAAAAAUCAGAAAAAACUAGAAGAGAUAACGAAUGACAUCCAGGUGAUUCAGACAGACAGAACCCCGCAGCGUUUGAACUUUUCCUUGGAAGUGGCAGAAGAGACUCUGAACCGCUCAACAGAGGUGCUUGAGACCGUCACUCCCAUCAACAGUAAAGUGCAGCAGUGGGCUCACAACAUGAGAAACAACGAGUACUCUGCCUCUGCGUACGAAAAUGCUGUUGCAUCUGCUGGGGAAGCAGUGGAAAACCUGAGUGUGCUUGUUCCUGAGCUGCUGGACAAGCUGAAGGUGGUUGAAGAGAAGAAGCCUGUGAACAACGUGACCACCAACAUCCUGAGGAUCAGAGAGCUCAUCGCUCAAGCCAGAAGUGUGGCCAAGAAAGUUCAGGUGUCCAUGAAAUUUACUGGACGGUCUUCAGUUGAGGUUCAUCCGCCCAGCAACCCUGAGGAGCUGAAGACGGUGACAUCCAUCAGCCUGUUCAUGAGGGUGGACCCAGACAAAGACCCCAUAGAGGACCGCUUCAUCCUGUAUUUGGGAGACAGAAGUGGCAGGAAGGACUACAUGGGUUUGGCCAUCAAGAAUGAUAAACUUGUGUUUGUGUACAAUCUCGGGAGAGACGAUGUUGAAAUCCCUCUGACCUCCAAGCCUGUCAGUCAGUGGCCAGCAGUCUUCAACUAUAUCAAAAUAGAAAGGUUGGGGAGGCAUGGAAAAGUCUUCCUGACUAUUCCCAGUCAGGGCUCCACAGAUGAGCAGAAAUUCAUCCAGAAAGGCGAAGCUCCCAUCGUAGACUCACUGUUCGAUAUCGACCCCAAGAAUCUGGUGUUCUUCAUCGGAGGUGUUCCACCAGACAUCGAGCUGCCUCCUCCUCUGAGCCUGGCCCCGUUUGUGGGCUGCAUCGAGUUGGCUUCUCUCAACAACGAUGUCAUCAGUCUGUACAACUUCAAAGAGACUCACUUUUUAAAUAUAGCUGCUUCUCCUCCCUGCCCCAGGUACAAGUUGGCGUUCUCCCAGAGUCGCAUUGCCAGCUAUCUGUUUGAUGGAACGGGCUACGCACUUGUCAGUAACAUUGAGAGGAGAGCCAAGUUUGGUCAAGUCAUAAGAUUUGAUAUUUCUGUACGAACGAUCACAAACAACAGCACCAUCUUCCUCAUGGUCAACGGGAAAAAUUUUUUCCUUUUAGAGAUAAAGAAUGGCUUCCUGCGCCUAACAUACGACUUUAACUUCAGCAAUGGACCAAAACUUCUGGAGAAUAACUCACCUAAGUUUCAAAUAAACGAUGCAAAAUACCACGAGGUGUCAGUGAUCUACCAUAUGUUAAAGAAAGUUAUUCUACUGGUGGACAAGACCCUUGUUAAAACUGUAGAGAAUCCCCAAACCUCCCUGCCUUUCUCAGAUAUCUACAUCGGUGGAGCUCCCUCCAGCAUCCUCAAAUCCAGGCUGGAGCUGUCUUCUGUAGUUGGCCUGAAGGGUUGUGUCAAAGGAUUCCUGUUCCAGAAAAAAGACUUUAACCUACUGGAGGAGCCUGGUACUGUUGGGAUCAGCAGCGGCUGCCCAGAGGAGUUGGUUAUGUCCCGCGAAGCUUCGUUCAGUGGCCACAGCUACCUGGGGUCCACCGCAAAAAUCUCACCCUUCGACAACUUCGAAGGAGGGCUUAACUUCAGAACACUGCAGCCCAGUGGACUACUGUUCUACCAUGCUCAAGGGUCUGAUGAGUUCAGCAUCGCGCUGGAGAACGGAGCUGUCACACUGAACCACAGAGGGUCAAAGGUCAAAUCACAGAAGAAGCAAUACAACGACGGAAGGACACACUUCUUACUGGCUUCAGUGAACAAGCAGAGGAAUUUACUGCUAGUGGACGACAAAGACAAAAAGGAGUUAAAGCGAUUGCAGUCAGCUGCAAAGUCCUCUUCUGAUUCUCCUAUAAAGACAUUUUACUAUGGAGGCUCUCCAAGAAGCAUCUUAAAGAACUUCACUGGUUGCAUCAGCCAUGCAUACAUCAGCAGACAAGACCGAGACAUUGAGGGUGAGGACUUCCAGAAGUACACCGAGAAGGUGAAUGUUUCCCUGGAGAACUGUCCAAUACAGCGACGUCCCGCUGGACUGAUGUCUCACCACAGGGGGUCUUCUAAAGCUAAACAGAGCCAGUCUCAAAAGGUUGCCAGAGAUAAGUCCAGUCAUCUUCCAGAACUGCCCAGUUCUAAUCUGGAGUCAUCAGAGCCAAACGUCCAGUUUUGCCAUCUCUCCCCCAGACCUAGAUCAACUCGCCAAUCCUUCCACUAUGGCGGCAUUGCCAACAGCAGGCAGCACUACGAGGGAAUCCCUGAUUCUCUAUCUGAAAGGUGCCACUUGUCUCUGUUCCUGAAGUUGGAGUCACCUUUCGGCCUCAUCUUUUAUGCAUCAGAUGUCCAAGAGGACAACUUUAUGGCUCUGUUUGUGGCCGAUGGAAAACUCGUGUUUAGUUUCAGUGUGGGAGACCAGAAAGUUCAAAUUAGGAGUGAAGAGAAAUAUGAUGAUGGUGCAUGGCACAGUAUUGUUUGUGUCCGUGAUGGGAGUAUGGGGCGACUAACUAUCGACAGGCUGACAGAGUUUGAGGACAGAGCUCAGGCAAACAAUGUCCCCUGGCGUGUCAGCGACUCUUUCUUUGUCGGAGGAGUUCCUCCAGGAAAAGCACAAAGGAAUAUUCAGAGAAACUCUGCUUACAGCUUCACUGGCUGUUUGAAGAACCUUCAGCUUGAUGGACGGAGGUUGUCCUCUAUGACUGAGAGUUACGGGGUCGGUCCAUGCUUUGAAGGACUCUCUGAGGAUGGAACGUACUUCUCAGAGGAGGGAGGAUAUGUGGUUUUGGAUGAAUCCUUUGAACUGGGACUGAGGUUCGAGUUAACAAUGGAGGUGCGCCCUCGUGUGGCCUCAGCGGUGCUACUGCAUGUGCGCUCGGCAGAGGGUUAUUUCAUAAUGUACAUCCAUCAAGGAGCGGUGGUUGUUGUUGUUCAUGACGGAAAACAUGAGUUCUCUACGAAGGUGUCACCGAGACAUGGUGUGUGUGACGGCUCCUGGCACAGAAUAACAGUGAUCCGGGAUGCCAACGUUGUCCAGCUGGAUGUGGACUCUGUGAUCAAACACGUUGUGGGCCCCGUGAACCCCCGCUCCACAGACACCAGGAAGCCGAUAUUUAUCGGUGGAGCUCCAGAUGACUUCCUCCCAGGCAGUGUUGCCACCAGGAAGCCCUACGUGGGCUGCAUGAAGAACCUGACCAUCAACAAGAGCCCAGCAAGCUUCAGCAAGACGGUUUUGGUGAUUGGAGCCAUCAGUGUGGGAAGCUGUCCUGGAGCAUAAUAUUUAUCAGUAGCCCCGUCACAGCACUGACCAAACUCAUUUUAGAAUGUCUUAAUAAUACCCACUAAGAGUAUGUUCAUUCGCUCCAGUUCUUGCUUCAUUGUCUAAGUCACCAUUUUUGUUUUCCACCAAGAAAAUGACCAAAGCUUCCAGAUCAAAGUUUAAAAUCUGACGAGUAAAAAUGUUUCAAGAUAAAAUAUAUCCUGUGGAAUUUAU